AUGGCGGUAGCGGCGGCGGGUGGCGGCGGGGGCGGCCGGGCGCAGCGCAGCGGCUGGCUGGAAGUUUUGGUGCGGGAGCGCUGGCACAAAGUGCUGGCCAACUUGGGCGGCGAGGCGCUGGUGCUGAGCGGCGAGGAGCGCCCCGACGGCGCGGCCCACAACGGCUUGAGCGGCGAUGGGGCGGCGUGCCGCGGGGCCGAGGGCGGCGGAGCGGCGGCGGUGCGCACCGCCUUCACCGACCCCCCGGAGCAGGUGCCUGAGGUCGUCUCCAACAAGAAGCGGUGCGUGAAGGUGCUGAAGCAGGAGAUGGGCGGGCUAGGCAUCAGCAUCAAGGGGGGCAAAGAGAACAAGAUGCCCAUCCUGAUCAGCAAGAUCUUCAAGGGGCUAGCGGCCGAUCAGACCCAGGCUCUCUACGUGGGCGAUGCCAUCCUGGCAGUCAACGGCACUGACCUGCGGGAUGCUACCCACGACGAGGCGGUGCAGGCGCUCAAGCGGGCCGGCAAGGAGGUGCUGCUGGAAGUGAAGUACAUGAGAGAAGCAACACCCUACGUGAAGAAAGGCUCUCCUGUUUCAGAAAUUGGGUGGGAGACGCCUCCUCCCGAAUCUCCCCGCUUGGGUUGCACCUCAGCCGACCCUCUGUCGCAGCUUUCACUCUCCAUCCACAGGGACAGGAAGACAAUACCACUCAAGAUGUGCUAUGUGACACGCAACAUGACAGUGCCAGACCCUGAAAACAGACUUAUUGAAGUUCAUUCACCUGAUGCCAAGCACACCGUGGUGCUCAGGAGUAAGGACUCAGCUACAGCCCAGGCCUGGUUCAAUGCCAUCCACUCCAGUGUCAAUGAGCUCAUCCCCAGGGUGAUUUCAGAGGUCAGAGACCAGCUGGGUAAAACAGGGAUUGCUGGAAGUCGAGAGAUUAGGCAUCUAGGCUGGCUUGCAGAAAAGGUGCCAGGAGACAAUGAGAAGCACUGGAAGCCAGUGUUAGUGGUCUUGACAGAGAAAGACCUCCUAAUAUAUGAGAGCAUGCCACGGAUGAAGGAAGCUUGGUUCAGCCCUCUGCAUACCUACCCCCUGCUAGCCACCAGGUUGGUCCAUUCUGGCCCGGGAAAAGGCUCACCACGGUCAGGGAUGGAUUUGUCCUUUGCCACCCGUACCGGUACACGGCAGGGGAUUGAAACCCAUCUGUUUAGGACAGAGACCAGCCGAGACCUCUCCCUGUGGACGAGGAGCAUAGUGCAGGGCUGCCACAAUUCCGCGGAGCUCAUCACAGAAAUCACCACAUCUUGCACAUAUAAAAGCCAGGAGUGCCGUUUGACCAUCCACUAUGAGCAUGGAUUCUCUCUUACCACUGAAGUGAAAGAUGGUGCCUUCUCCAAGACAAUUGCACAAUACCCCUAUGAAAGACUCAAAAUGUCCUCUGACGAUGGGAUCAGGAUGCUUUAUUUAGACUUUGGAGGAAAGGAUGGAGAAAUUCAACUGGACCUUCAUUCCUGUCCAAAACCAAUUGUGUUCAUCAUUCAUUCCUUCCUCUCAGCAAAGAUUACAAGACUUGGCUUGGUGGCGUAA
Messenger RNA from Indicator indicator, 1566 nucleotides. RefSeq names its product syntrophin beta 1 (gene SNTB1). The record is from RefSeq and is a predicted model, not a curated record. The transcript is spliced from 7 exons. Gene Ontology annotation, cellular component: dystrophin-associated glycoprotein complex; intracellular anatomical structure; synapse. Gene Ontology annotation, molecular function: protein binding; structural molecule activity. NCBI's taxonomy places the organism in Eukaryota, Metazoa, Chordata, Aves, Piciformes, Indicatoridae. The coding region runs from base 1 to 1566 and encodes 521 amino acids.